AUGGCUUCAAAUGGUAACAUGUUGCAACCCCAACUUCCAAGGUUUAGCGGAAAGAAUUUUAAUCAAUGGAGUAUUCAAAUGAAAGUGUUACAUGGCUCUCAAGAAUUGUGGGAUAUAGUUGAAAGAGGAUACACUGAAGUUGAGAAUCAGAGUGAGCUCACAAAUCAACAACUUGUUGAGUUAAGAGAAAAUCGUAAGAAAGACAAAAAGGCUUUAUUCUUCAUUUAUCAAGCUGUUGAUGAAUUUAUUUUCGAGAGAAUUUCAACAGCUACUUCUGCAAAGGCGGCUUGGGAUAUUCUAAGAUCUACCUAUCAAGGAGAAGAUAAGGUAAAGAUGAUAAGGUUACAAGCUCUCAGAUCCGAAUUUGAUUGCAUUAAAAUGAAAGAAACUGAAACUAUUGAAGAAUUUUUCAAUCGUAUUCUUGUAAUUGUCAAUAGUUUAAGAUCAAAUGGUGAAGAAGUAGGCGAUCAAAGAGUUGUUGAAAAGAUUCUUAGAAGUAUGCCAAGAAAAUUUGAGCAUAUCGUCGUUGCAAUUGAAGAAUCGAAAGACUUAUCUACGUUGUCUAUAAAUAGCUUGAUGGGUUCUCUUCAAUCCCAUGAGCUAAGAUUAAAACAAUUUGAUGUUAACCCCGAGGAAGGUUUUCAAAUGCAAACUUCAUUUAGAGGCGGUUCACAUGGAAGACGUGGUGGUCAUGGAAGACGAGGAGGUGGAAGAAACUAUGAUAAUAGAAGCGGUGCAAAUUCUUAA
This is a messenger RNA of Cucumis melo (muskmelon), 747 nucleotides long. RefSeq lists its product as uncharacterized. Bases 1 to 747 code for a protein of 248 amino acids. The record is from RefSeq and is a predicted model, not a curated record. NCBI's taxonomy places the organism in Eukaryota, Viridiplantae, Streptophyta, Magnoliopsida, Cucurbitales, Cucurbitaceae. The transcript has a single exon.